AUGUCAGGUGAGGAAGCUGUUGUUGUAGCUGAGCCUGUUGCUGCUGCCGCACCUGGAAUUCCAGGUGAGCCAAUGGACAUCAUGACUGCCUUGCAACUAGUGCUCAGGAAGUCACUGGCAUAUGGUGGUCUUGCUCGCGGCCUUCACGAAGGUGCAAAAGUAAUUGAGAAGCACGCAGGUCAGCUUUGUGUUCUUGCAGAAGAUUGUGACCAACCUGACUAUGUUAAACUUGUCAAGGCCCUUUGUGCUGAGCACAAUGUUAGCCUGCUGACAGUUCCCAGUGCAAAGACACUUGGAGAAUGGGCUGGUUUGUGCAAGAUUGAUUCUGAGGGAAAAGCUAGGAAAGUUACCGGCUGCUCCUGUGUGGUUGUCAAGGAUUUCGGGGAGGAGCAUGAAGCCUACAAUGUUGUUCUGCAGCAUGUGAAAGCUCAAUAA
This is a messenger RNA of Lathyrus sativus (Indian pea), 435 nucleotides long. The record is from the annotation of a GenBank genome assembly. Lineage: Eukaryota; Viridiplantae; Streptophyta; Magnoliopsida; Fabales; Fabaceae.